UCAAUUACCAAAAUACUUAAUUAUAAAAGCUGAGAUUUUAUCCUCACCAUUAAGUUCUCUUAAUCAAAAUUCUCUUGAUAUCGGGGAUCAAGUUCAAAUAGUAUCAACGAUAAUGUUUGACCUUUCUAUUACUCAAGUGUUUAUAUCAGCAGUUACCAUUGGAAUGUUAAUUAGAAAUUUAAAAAUUGCCGAGAAGAGCUAUCAACCAUUUGAGUAUAUGGUAACUUUGAAGCAAAAGUCUGUAUUUUC
This is a messenger RNA of Funneliformis mosseae, 249 nucleotides long. The record is from the annotation of a GenBank genome assembly. NCBI's taxonomy places the organism in Eukaryota, Fungi, Glomeromycota, Glomeromycetes, Glomerales, Glomeraceae.